AGUCGCCUACGCCCUAGCCGAUGUUCUGAUAAUACGAAAGUGUGACGAAUGGUGAAAUCUAUGCCUGCUGCUUAGCAAUAAAACAACCAGUGUGUGUGUAUUAACAAAUGGCUGCUUAGAAAUCCAUCGACAUGACAUCGACGCCGAUGGAUAGAAAAUUAGCUUCUGAAAUAGAGUUACAGUUUAUGCGGAGUUUGUUCAUCUUUUUACAGGCGACGAAGGAGUUUCUAGACGCGUUAAGUGAAACGGGCGCCGCGUGCGUGUCGCGGGCCAUCGCGAUCAAGUUUCUGUUGGCGCGCAAAUUCGAUGUCGCGCGCGCGCACACGCUAUGGCGACAGCACGAGGCCACCAGACGCAGGGAGGGCCUCAUCAAGUUCGAGCCGUUUGAAGAUCCCUUGAAAAGCGAGCUUGAAACUGGGAAGUUUACGAUAUUGCCUACCCGAGACGCGACGGGCGCGGCGAUAGCAGUCUUCACUGCGAACAAACACUUUCCCACGCAAACGUCACACCAGACAACUUUACAGGGUCUUGUGUACCAGCUGGACGUGGCGCUGCAGUCGAUCGAGACGCAGCGCGCGGGGCUGGUGUUCAUCUACGACAUGACGGACUCCAAGUACACCAACUUCGACUACGAGCUGUCGCAGAAGAUCCUCACCAUGCUCAAGGGCGGUUACCCGGCUAAACUAAAGAAGGUGCUGAUAGUGACGGCACCGCUGUGGUUCAAGGCACCAUUCCGUAUCCUGCGGCUGUUCGUGCGGGAGAAGCUGCGCGAGCGCGUGCACACGGUGAGCGCGCCGCAGCUCGGCGUGCACGUGCCUCGUGCGAGCCUGCCGAGGCAGCUUGGCGGGCAGCUGGAACCGGAUCACGCCGCCUGGCUCGAGCACUGUAGAAAUUGUUACACGAAUAACCUGGUCUCGAAGUGCGACGGAGUCAUCGACGACUAUGUAAUUAGCAAUCACAUACCGCCGGUCAAACAACAAAAUGGUAUAAUAAAUGAAGAGGUGGCGUGUGACAUGACCAGCGACCGCGUGCCCCGCCUCGACAACGGCUCUGACAUCAUGCACAUCAGCGGGGACCCCGCCUACACCUGCGACCCCAGCCCGCUGAGACACACGCACGGCUACAAUGGCGACAUGAAGGCCGGACACAUAAACUCCGGCGACGAGGACGACCUAGACAUAAUCACACGCGGCACGUGGUCGUCAGGCGAGGCGUCGCCGGGCCUCUCGGACGAGGAGUGCGGCGGCGGCGGCGCGGGCGAGACCCCCGCCGCGCUGCUCGCGAGGUUACAUUCCCUAGGACGCCGCGGGUUGGUGGCGGAGUACGAGGAGAUAAGAGCCCGCCCGCCCAAUGGGACCUUCCAUCAUGCUAAAUUACCCAGCAAUCUAGCAAAAAACAGAUACACAGACGUGCUCUGCUACGACCACUCGCGGGUGCUGCUGUCGCAAGAGGACGACGACCCCAGCACCGACUACAUCAACGCCAACUACGUGGACGGAUACAAGCAGAGAAACGCUUUCAUAUGCACGCAGGGUCCCUUACCAAAGACCUUUGGCGACUUCUGGCGGAUGGUGUGGGAGCAGGGCAGCCUGGUGGUGGUGAUGACGACGCGCACGGUGGAGCGCGGGCGCGUCAAGUGCGGCCAGUACUGGCCGGUGAGCGAGGGCGCGCGCGCCGUGCACGGGGGCUUCGCCGUCACCACCGAGGCCAUCGAGGUCGAGGAUGACUACGUCGUGUCGCACUUGCUACUUACCGACCUGAGGACUGAGCAGCGGCGCCGCGUGUGGCACGGACAGUACACGCGCUGGCCCGACUACGGCGUGCCGGGCGGCGGCCGCGCGCAGCCCGUGCUGCGCUUCCUCGCGCUCGUGCGGCGCGCGCAGCAACGCGCACGGCAAGAAUUAGGAGACGCGUGGGCGGGCCACAGUAGAGGACCUCCGAUAGUUGUUCAUUGUUCAGCCGGCAUUGGACGAACAGGCACGUUCCUGACGCUGGACAUGUGCACGUCGCGGCUGGCGGCGGAGGGCGUGGUGGACGUGCGCGGCACGGUGGAGCGCAUCCGCCAGCAACGCGCGCAUUCCAUACAGAUGCCCGACCAAUACGUAUUCUGUCACCUCGCACUCUUGGAGUAUGCGGUGAUGCACGGUUACUUAGAGUCCGCAGAUCUGACAGGCUUCGACGAGGACGUGGAAGAGGAGUCCGAAUGAAGACUGUCGCGACAUCUCUGCGUCGUGCUGUGAGCAUACCGUCGCCUGCCGACACAAUCCGUCUGCAUGCCGACAAAACACGCCGGCAUGCUGAUACAACCCGUUGACGUGUCGACACAAGCCGCCGACAUGCCGAUGGAAGACUGCUACAUGCCAACAAAAUAUCAAAAUGCUGAAAGAAGCCGCCGACAGACUGAUGGAGGACGCCGACAUGGCGAUAACAUACUUCGAUAUGCCAACACAACUCGCCGACAUGCCGAUGAAAGCCGUCGACAUGGCGACAAAAUAUGCCGACACGUGAUGCUGUAUUCAAACCCAAGAGUGCCGAACAAUAUUAUGGCCUUACAUAAAUCUUACAUUAUCAUGUAAAACCAUGUUUCAGUUGUAUCACAGUCGGCUUUAUAAAUACCGGUACAAGUGAAGAUUGAAUAAAAUAAUGCCUUAAGUCAGAAUAUCAUUGGCCUGUGGAAAACUGGAGAGUGCUAGUUUUAAAGCCAUAUGCUACAGUACAACAUUUAUAUAAGAUUAUUUCAAAACUAUUCAAUAGCUGGACUGUUCUUCUGUUUAAUGAUAAUAUUGGCUGCGAUUAAACUGUGUAUGUGCAAACUGUGCUACUAAAAUUAUACAAGUGUUCCAAACCAUAAAA
Messenger RNA from Maniola jurtina (meadow brown), 2853 nucleotides. It is a transcript of the gene Ptpmeg2, whose product is annotated as tyrosine-protein phosphatase non-receptor type 9-like. Lineage: Eukaryota; Metazoa; Arthropoda; Insecta; Lepidoptera; Nymphalidae. The record is from RefSeq and is a predicted model, not a curated record. The transcript is spliced from 15 exons. Gene Ontology annotation, biological process: protein dephosphorylation. The coding region runs from base 132 to 2207 and encodes 691 amino acids. Gene Ontology annotation, molecular function: protein tyrosine phosphatase activity.